UUGCUUUGAUGAAGGAAGUUGGAAGAGCAUGCGCAAUGCUGUGGUAUGGCUGGCAUUUAUUAAAGAAAACUUAAUUAAACAAAGUAGCAGUUGGACCACCGCGGGUGUUCAAUAAUGGCUGGUGUUAUUUUAGAAAACCUCAGUAACAAAAAGUUGGUUGGUUUCUGUCUAAUUUUGCUAUUAGUGCAGAUAGUUUGCUUCUUAGUCGGUGGACUUAUUGCACCCAAGCCAACAGAUGCCAACAGUCACCUUGCAACAAAAUGCAUAGAUCCUUCAAUAAUUGUAGAUAAAUGGUUCAUACCAAAUGGUGCUGGACAAUGCAACAAAGUUUUGACUUUCGAUGAGGCUGCGAGCAAGCAUAUUGAGGCUAAUCAGAUUGUGUUCGCCGUGCAAAUGCCCCACAGACCCUUAAAUAUGAGUCGUAGUUUCCAGUUCCUACUUACGAUGCUUCGACUUGACACACAGUACAAGACAACGAAUCCUGAUCCACCAGAAGAUAUGACAAUGAUAGUCCGUAUUGGUUAUAGAAAUAGUGAAAAAGAAGAAUGGAAAGAGCUUGCAAAGGUUACAGAAACAAGAAAGUUGGAAUGCACUCUUGAUUCGACUGACGACGAGGGUGUCUCGGAGGGACAGGCUUACGACUGUGAUCCAUUACCGUUUUUUGAGCUAAGCAGUUGUCACUACAAUCAGUACCUGGUUAAUAUUAGAUUACCAGUAGGCAGUGAUGAUGAAGCUGACAAGUACAACACCCAGUUGGGCAGUGUAACAGAUAUUUGGAUCACUGAAAUUCACCAAACUGGUGGAUUCACUUUGGUGUGGUUUACAAUGAAGACUGUGAUAACACCCAUUCCUCUUGCAUUCCUCAUCUGGUUUUGGCUACGAAUCAGCAAGUUAAGACGGCCACCAGUUUUAAUGGAGAAAUUUGUCAUGGUUCUUGGAAUUUCUGUCACUUUCUUGAAUGUACCAAUUGAAUGGCUGACCUUCUGGUUUGAAGUACCAUACAUGUUGCUGAUCAGUGACAUACGUCAAGGAAUCUUCUACGCUACGUUACUGUCAUCUUGGAUUGUUUUCACAGGAGAGCAUCUCAUGGACACAGUUGAGCGAGCAAGAAUCAGUGCAUAUUCCAAACAAGUUGGUACCAUUGCUUUCUGUUGUUUCAGUAUGUUUGUCUUUGACAUGUGUGAAAGAGGUGUACAACUUUCGAAUCCUUUCUUCACUUUAUGGUCAACAGAGACUGGCAAGAACUUGGCUAUGCUAUUCCUUGUGAUGGCAGGCAUUUGUUUUGGUGCAUAUUUCCUCUUCCUUUGCUUCAUGGUCUGGCAAGUUUUCCGGAACAUUAGUAUCAAACGACUGGCACUGCCCCACAUGCUAAAAGCAAGACGGCUCCAUUAUGAAGGUUUGAUCUACAGAUUCAAGUUCUUCAUGUUGUUUACAUUGCUAUGUGCUGCCCUCACAGUCAUCUUUUUCAUUUUGAGCCAAGUGUAUGAGGACCAUUAUAAGAUGGGACAUGAGAAGACACUGCAGAUUAGCAGUGCCUUCUUCACCGGUGUUUAUGGCAUGUGGAAUAUCUAUGUGGUCGCUGUAAUCUUCCUCUACGCCCCUUCACACAAGAAGGUUUCCACAGAUGAUGAUAACACAAGUGAUGGAAGUCAUGUGGAAUUUGAGCUGAAUUCAACGGCAACAACCCCAUCCCCAGAGGAACAGCCUACAGCAGCUACACAACAGCAACAGUCAGAGCUAAAGAACCUGCUAACUAAGACUGCAAUUGAUUAGAGUGUGGUACCAAGCAUCCAGACUUAAAAUAAGUUAUUGAAAUAUAUUCAUUUCUACUUUAGUUAAAUUUUAUAAUGCUGCUUUUAUGCACUAAGAAUAUAUCUGGACAAGUAAGUUAGCAAUGAUUUAGUAUGUUACUUAAAUGAACAUUGAACUGACUUAAUUAUGCAUAUCAUAUGCCUAUGAACUUAGGAAUUCAACCUUGAAAUCAUUAAAAAAAAAAAACCUUUUUACUCUUCUCUCCCCCGAUGUUUACUGUAAAUAAUUACCAAACAUUAUUUUACCUUGACCAAAAUUGCUUUAAAUCAAGUACCUUAUAAAUUUGAUCAUGUAACGUACACCUUGACCAAUGAAUGAGGAUGCCUUGUCUUUAAUAGUCUACCUGUUUUAUUUAUAUUUCUAUUUAUUAUUAAACUCAUUUGGGUAUAAAAUACAAACAUUUUAACAGUAAUUAAAUAACAAAAGAGAGUAUAAUGUAAUGAUAAAAAAUGAUGUAAGGAUAAAAAAUAUUUCAUGGAAAAGUCAUGAAACAUCAUUAAAAAAUCAAGGAAAAGUUACUAAUAACUGUAGAAAUGUAAUCAAAAAUAUAGGAAAAAUAUUAGAGUUGGUAAAUUAUUAAGUAUUAGGUGAGCAAUAGCCUAGAACAGGUGCAUGAGGAUAAGAGGUUUGUUGUGACUGAAAACAACUCCACUUCCUAAAGCAUCAAGUCUUAUUUUUGUACUUAGUGUUAUUUCCAUCUUGUGGUUGACAACAUAAUUUGAAAUGUAAUAGAAAUGAAAUUAAGUGGAUGGCCUAGGGGCAUAUUGUUAGAUGAUAUUGAAUAAUUAAUGCCAAUGGUUAGGAAUAUAAGAAUAUAGUGACAAAGAUGGCUGAGAUGCAUGCAGGAAAGUUAGCAUUUUAGACAAAUUUAUCACUACUUAUGAGAAUAAAAUAAAUAAAUAUUAAUGUAGAGCUGUUUAUACCUGUUUACCAAAUAAACAGAUUUUUAGUAUAUUUAUAUAUUACAGUAUUAUAUAAUACUAUUAUAUUUAUUUAAAAAAAAUAUAUAUAUAU
This is a messenger RNA of Anneissia japonica, 2826 nucleotides long. RefSeq names its product protein wntless homolog B-like. Gene Ontology annotation, biological process: intracellular protein transport; Wnt signaling pathway; Wnt protein secretion. Lineage: Eukaryota; Metazoa; Echinodermata; Crinoidea; Comatulida; Comatulidae. Gene Ontology annotation, molecular function: Wnt-protein binding. Bases 115 to 1773 code for a protein of 552 amino acids. Gene Ontology annotation, cellular component: endomembrane system; organelle membrane. The record is from RefSeq and is a predicted model, not a curated record. The transcript has 12 exons.